GGCUGCUUCUUCAGAUAUCGCCGAUAAAAAACGAACGAGAUUUGGUUGUGCUCUUUUUGUUAACAUUCAGGGAUAUCACAGCAUUGAAACAACCAAUAGAAACGGACGAUACAAAAGGAGGUCUAUCAAAAUUCGCAAAGCUUGCAAGAUCUGUAACAAGAAGUCGAUCUGUUCUGGUAUCGCAGUUCUCAUCACAUCUGCCAAACCUCAAGGAUGCCACCAAACAGUCACAUUUGGCACAGAUGAUGAGUCUGAGUGCAGACAUAAUGCCCCAGUACCGUCAAGAAGCCCCCAAGACCCCUCCACACAUCCUUCUCCAUUAUUGCGCCUUCAAGGCUAUUUGGGAUUGGAUAAUUCUUUGUUUAACUUUUUAUACAGCCAUUAUGGUUCCUUACAACGUAGCCUUUAAGAAUAAAACAUCGGAAGAUGUAUCUCUUCUGGUUGUGGACUCAAUUGUUGAUGUGAUAUUCUUUAUCGACAUAGUAUUAAAUUUUCACACGACCUUCGUUGGACCUGGAGGAGAAGUAGUGUCAGAUCCCAAGGUCAUCAGGAUGAAUUAUUUGAAGAGUUGGUUUAUCAUCGAUUUAUUAAGUUGUUUACCGUAUGAUGUCUUCAACGCCUUUGAUCAUGAUGAAGAUGGAAUUGGUAGCCUAUUCAGCGCUCUGAAAGUCGUCCGCUUACUACGUUUAGGUAGAGUUGUUCGAAAACUCGACCGAUACUUAGAAUACGGAGCUGCGAUGUUAAUUCUUCUUCUCUGCUUCUAUAUGUUGGUUGCCCAUUGGCUAGCCUGUGUCUGGUAUUCAAUAGGCCGAUCAGAUGCUGACAAUGGAGUACAAUAUAGUUGGUUGUGGAAAUUAGCUAACAUUACGCAAAAUCCUUAUUCGUACGUUUGGCCUAAUGACUCAAGUACACCCGAAUUGAUAAAUGGUCCAUCCAGAAAAACAAUGUACGUCACGGCAUUAUAUUUCACUAUGACCUGUAUGACUUCGGUAGGUUUCGGCAACGUUGCUGCAGAAACUGAUAACGAGAGAAUAUUCACGAUUUGCAUGAUGAUUAUAGCAGCGCUAUUGUACGCAACAAUAUUCGGUCACGUUACUACGAUAAUUCAGCAGAUGACAUCAGCUACUGCCAAAUAUCACGAUAUGUUGAACAACGUACGGGAGUUCAUGAAACUUCACGAAGUUCCUAAAGCUCUUUCUGAACGGGUGAUGGAUUAUGUAGUGUCAACUUGGGCUAUGACGAAAGGCUUGGACCAGGAUAAGGUACUAAAUUUCUGUCCGAAAGAUAUGAAGGCUGACAUCUGCGUUCACUUGAACCGAAAGGUAUUUAACGAACAUCCGGCUUUUCGAUUAGCAUCUGACGGAUGUCUUAGGGCCCUCGCAAUGCACUUUACGAUGUCUCACUCUGCACCAGGAGAUCUUCUUUAUCAUACUGGAGAGUCAAUAGAUUCCUUAUGCUUUAUAGUCACUGGAUCAUUAGAAGUUAUACAAGAUGAUGAAGUUGUUGCAAUUUUAGGUAAGGGUGAUGUAUUCGGUGACUCGUUUUGGAAAGACAACGCAGUAGGCCAAUCUGCUGCUAAUGUGCGUGCUUUAACUUACUGUGAUUUACAUACUAUAAAAAGAGAUAAAUUAUUAGAAGUGUUAGAUUUCUAUCAAGCUUUCGCUAAUAGUUUCGCGCGAAAUCUCAUUUUAACUUACAACUUAAGACAUCGUUUAAUAUUUCGAAAAGUUGCCGAUGUGAAACGGGAAAAAGAAUUGGCUGAAAGACGAAAAAACGAACCGCAGUUAGAUCAAAAUCAAGACCAUUUGGUGCGGAAAAUAUUUUCAAAAUUUCGAAGAGAUCGGAGUCAACAUGCUGCGGCACCUCCAGCUACGCCAUCCGACGUCGAAAAAGGAGACGAGGCUAAUGAUAAGAAUAUUUCAAGGGUGAUGUCGACUACGAAAUUAUCUGCUGUUGCUGAAAAGGAUGACAGCAGUGGAGGAGGUGUCAAAACCACUGUUGCCCGACCUGCCACUGCUAGAGGAAGUAAAUGGGGUAGAUUGUUAGGUUCCGCUAGCUUAGAUUCGGGUUCAGAAACAUCGACAGUUCCUCAAGGUUUCACAAGAAGCUUAAGCGCCAAAGAUCCGAAAGAACGUCCUAGUUCAUCAUCAUCUGGUAGCUCUGGAAACCAACUAACGCCUGGUUCAGGAAAUAAGAUUUUUCCAAAACUUCAGAAAGUGUCCACAACAUCGAGUCCCGGUAUUACUAGACAAGACACCAUUGACGAAAUGGGUGAAGUGGACCCGCCACAUUCGAGAAAUUUGUCGUUGAGAAAGAUGCAGAGCUACGAUUGCGGGUUGCGAGACCCUUCGAUCGCUUCAAUGUAUCAAACAGCCGUCCCUGAUGCUAUCGCGCCAAUAGAAUAUAAGGAACUCAUGACCAAUCUCAUGGAUUUUAAGGUAGACGUGAAAUUAGAAAUCCAAAAAGUGAAUCAGAAAGUCAAUCGAAUAGAGGAGAUGAUAUCUGAAAUACUAAAGCGAUUGGGAUCAGACAGCGGUUCGAGCUCCCAAUCACCUAACGAGACCGAGUCCAAAAAGUCUUCCAAUACACCACCAGAAAGGCCUACGGACCUCCUACCUCGAAAUACGGAAGGAGGAACUGGUCUAGGUCCAGUCAUAUUAAAAAAACGUAGAUCAAAAACGAGAAUAAAGGGAUCUGCACCCCAGGUUCCAACACCUUCGAGUGGUAAGGCGACGUCUCCAGAUAGUGCCGCAACCAGUCCUACUGAAACGACAAAAAUGUUAGAAGAGCCCAUGCUUACCCCGUCCUCUAGAAAACCCAAGGACUUUCUUUAACAGUAAUAAUUAUGUUUUAAUUAGGAUUUUCAUUGAAAUUAGAAUAUAAUUAAAGUUACUUUUUCUAAAGAAACUAGCACUCGUCUUUGAAAUGCUCUCUGAAAAACAUGAAGUACAACUCAAAAUAACAGUACUACAUUCAAGUGUUCUUAUAGUGAAGAGAAGCAAAUUAGAAAAAGGCUGCAUACGUAGUUUCGAUUUUUAUUCACUAGAGUGGAUAAAGGUUUCAUUAAUGCUAGGUGAAAUUAACUUGAAGGUCUAAAAUUCUAGGUACUUAGUUUGAAAAUUCUUCAAAUCAAAUUUAUAUUAUUAAUAUGAAAACAAAUAAUUUAUCAGGUUAAAAUACUCAAUGGUGGUGCUAGAAAUUGGUAAAAAUAUGUCAUCUAACAUUUAAUAAUAAUUGUAAAAAAGAAAAUUUUCAAAAAUUAUAUACUAUAUACUAGUCACUUGUUUCAUAACGAAGCAAUUGUAACAAAACGAAAAAUUUGUAAUCAUACAUUUUAUAUAUCGACUAUGAACGUCUCUAGCUUCAUUCAUGUUUCUCGUAAAAUCAUUUUUCUGCCCUCUUCUUUCAAAUGUUAUUAUUGUUGAAAUAUGUCUAUUUUGUUAAUAUUACUAAGUACUAUCGGUGGUCAUACUGAUUAUUCUCAAUUACCUGUGAGACAUACUAUUACAAAAUUAGUUACUCGAAAUUCCUUACCUGAAAGAAAACGGAACUUAUAUUCAAGUAUAUUUUCUAAAUUAUACAUUCAUCCUUAUAUAUUUAUAAUAGAUGAUUCCGUACAGUGUGUUUGACGAAAUAAAUAGUUGUAUACUACUCUCUGAAGGCUGGGGACGGCUCAUGCCCGGGAAACAAUCCGUAAUUUUUACAGAUAUGUAGAUUUUCAGAUCUUUCUACAUGCCGUUCUAAAGAAAAUUAUAAUAAAUUGUAAUUACUCAUUGAAAACACUUCCUCACGGUACAUUUCAAAUAAAGAAACAACAACGAUUUUGUAUUAAUGUGUGGCCAGGAAUAGUGGGUAAUAAUUUUUUAGAGGAUAUCUUGAAAGCUUGGUAUUUGCAACACCGGUAAACACUAGAAUCGAAAUGAGAAUUUUUUCCUUAUAUAAAUAACACGAUAUUCCUCCUAUAAGUUAUUUCAAUGGAUAAUAACAAUUUUAUCGAGUUAAGCAAAGAUUGAAAACUUCAUUUUUGCUAUCUUUAGAUUCUACAGGUUUUCCCUGUAACUGUUUUAGAUUGUUAACCGUUAGGCUUGAACCGUCCCUGGACUUCAGCAGUGUAGUAGAAUUAUUUAUACCCUCAAACACACUAUAUCGUCAUACGUAAUCAUCCAUUAAAAAUUCAUAAUAUUUGAAAGUAUAAUUUAGAAAAUAUACUUAAAUAUAAAUUCUGAUUUCGCAACUUUAAAUGCCUAUUACUCAGAAACCAAGGGUUGCAUGAGACUUUUUUUUCUUACCUACUCACUCUCGAAUGUAUAUUACCAUAAUUCAAUUAUGCUCAAAUACACACGAUUAAUUUAUAAUGAACUAAUUUCUUGCACUACUAGAAAGGGGUAGAAAACACACGGUCUGAUUUUAUUUUCACUGGUUUUUCAACUUAUACCCAAAAAAACUUUUUGUUUUAACAUUCACAUGAAUAAAUUGGGGGAACUGAAUUCACUUAGGCAGGUAGCUGAAAUUUUUAUUGUUUGUCACUUCUAUGAAACAAAAUUUGAGUUUUGUUGCAUCACAAUGAAUCUUAGGAUGAAAUUGUAGACUUGAUAUGCUGUAAAAUUUAUUUCUAUCCAUUUGCAAGGCAACCUUCGAUUAUUUUCAUAUGUGGCUAUGAAAAUAUAGAAAAAAAUUCUAAAUGAUUUUAUUCUAAUUCAAAAA
This is a messenger RNA of Diorhabda carinulata, 4704 nucleotides long. Its product is annotated as potassium voltage-gated channel protein eag-like. The record is from RefSeq and is a predicted model, not a curated record. Lineage: Eukaryota; Metazoa; Arthropoda; Insecta; Coleoptera; Chrysomelidae. Gene Ontology annotation, cellular component: membrane. The transcript has 11 exons. Bases 243 to 2834 code for a protein of 863 amino acids. Gene Ontology annotation, molecular function: voltage-gated potassium channel activity. Gene Ontology annotation, biological process: potassium ion transmembrane transport; regulation of membrane potential.